CUUGAUUCUUCCACAGCCUGCCCCAUACAGACAUUAGCAAAUCACUUUACAAAAACUUGUUUCUUCAUUCAUAAAACAGCAACUUCUGUUUUACAGAGAGGUGCAAAGCUAGCUGAGUCAAAGCUGAUAAAAUCUAGUGGAAAAGUGCUGCAGAAAGCUUCAUUCCACUGCACUGGCUAAUCUUCCCAAGAGUGUAGUGGUGAAUUUAGAGUGCUGUGAGGUGCAACUCUACAAGCACCCUUUAGGCAGAGCUGGUGUUGGGGACAGUGGAUACCGAUGUUGCUGUAAUUGGGUGUCAGGACAUUAUGGAGCAAAAGGAAUUAUUUUGAAAUGGCUUUCCUUUGCAGUGUACUCUAUUUUCCAUAAGCCAGCAUAGAUAACAUUUUUCCAAGAAAUUCAGAUAUGGCAGAAGCUCUGCCAUACAGUUCUGUGUGCUAGUCACCACAGGCCUGUUACCGUGAGGCACUGGUAGUAAAUGUGAUCUGUGCUCCAGAUGAUUGUUGUCCUUUGCAAAUGCUGCUCAAGAGAUGCCUUUGUAAUCCUACUGCUUGUGGAAAAACUUUGUGUAACUAUAAGAAGCUGUCUUUGUUCUUUUUCAGGAUUAAAUUGAUCUGUUACUAUAGAACAAAAACUCCUGAGGCUAGAUAGGUCAAUUAGCAGACAUUCCGAUUACCUUCAGCAAGGGCAUAGCUAAUAGAGGUAUUGUAUCUUUUUUUAGUGUAAAGCUAAUUUAAUGCCUAACAAGAAGCACAGGCUUAAAGAAUCGCUGAGCAUCUCUGCCCCACUCCUAAUGAUAACAUGGAGAAACUCUGCAGAAACUUAGAAAGCAGAACAAAGAGUAGAGUGGGAAGCUAAUGGGAAAAUGUGUCAUGCUGCCAUGGUAUCAGAGCGUGUAUGUUCUCGAGACUUUUUUAAAACAGACUGUUAGUGAGUUCUUGUUGCAGCUACAGUUCGAGGACUGUGGGAAGGCGGGGAGGCAGUCAAAGUUUUGCUCCUGGAAUGAUCUUUCUUCUAGCCAGAAUAUAAAGGGAGGCUGCAUCCAAGACAAGUUCUCUCAGAGACAGGACACAGAUGAGUGCUGCUAGACCAGGAGAGGAAACAAGGAGGCUUUUGACUGCACAGGCUCAGACAGGACAACACUGCUCACUAAUACUUCUCACUCACCAACAUGUUGGAAGAAGAUAAUGAUGAGACAUGUUGGAAUAACCUGGAGAACUUCCGGGUGAAGCUGAUCUCCGUGAUAGAUCCUUCCCGUAUAACACCCUAUCUUCGCCAGUGCAAAGUGAUCAGCCAUGAUGACGAGGAACAAGUUCUUAAUGACCCCAGCCUGGUCAUGCGCAAACGGAAGGCAGGUGUUCUUCUGGACAUUCUUCAACGAACAGGACACAAGGGCUUUGAGGCGUUUCUGGAGAGUCUUGAGCUUUAUUAUCCGCAACUGUAUAAGAAAAUAACUGGCAAGGAGCCCAGCAGGGUUUUCUCUAUGAUUAUAGACACCGCUGGGGAAUCCGGCCUGAGCCAGCUCCUGAUGAACGAGAUCAUGAAGCUGCAGAGCACUGUGCAGGAGGAGCGCCGGAAGGCCCAGGAGCUCACCAUGUGGCUGCACACCAAAGAGGACACGAUCAGAGAGAUGUGGGUGAGGGACAGCCUGCUCCGCAAGCACCAAGAGCGGGCGCAGAAGAUGAAGGAGGAGAGGGACAGCCUGAGCAAGGAGCUGCGGAAGUGCAAGGACGAGAACUACAACCUGGCAAUGAGCUACGCCAAACAGAGCGAGGAGAAGAGCGCUGCCCUCAUGAAGAACCGGGACCUGAUCCUAGAGAUCGAUCACUUGAAGCACAGCCUCAUGAAGGCUGAGGAUGACUGCAAACUGGAGCAUAAGCACACGAUGAAACUGAAGCACGCCAUAGAGCAGCGCCCAAGCCAUGAGGUGAUGUGGGAGAUCCAGCAGGAGAAGGAGUUGCUCUUGGCCAAGAAUCAGGAGCUGGAGAACACUCUCCAGGCUGCCAGGGAACAGAAUUUGGAGAAGAGCCUGUCCAGUGAGACUCUGGAGAAUGACUGUAGCCAGAUACUAGAAGAACGCCGGGAGCUGAUGAAUACCAUUUACAGCCUUCGCAAGGAGCUGCGGCGAGCUGAGGUGCUCCAAGACAAAUAUGCAGAGGAAAAAGAGAUGCUUGAACUACAGUGCACAUCUCUGAGGAAGGACUCCCAGAUGUAUAAAAAACGGAUUGAAGCUGUCUUGCAGCAGAUGGAGGAAGUGGCUUCAGAAAGAGACCAGGCACUCCUGACCCGAGAACAGUUCUAUAUGCAGUACUCCAAGAACCUGGUUGAGAGGGACGGUUACCGCAAGCAGAUUCGGGAGCUGGGGGAGCGAUGUGACGAAAUGCAACUGCAGCUCUUCCAAAAGGAGAGUCAGUUACUGGCUACUGAAGCCAAGCUGAAAAGUUUGCAACUGGAGCUACCCACACCGACCUCUGACCUGGACGAUACCUCCUCCAGAGAUUCCCAGGAACUUACUCUUCACGGUCAUCUAGAUGAAGAUACACAACCGACUAAAAAAGAUUGCGCUGAAGGACAAAACCAGCAAUUCAGCACUCGAGAGAGCAGUCUGCCUCCAAACUCACGCAGUUUCAAGGAGUGUGGCUUAGCCAAUGAGGAACUGGCAGAAAAGGAGCGGAGGAGGAUGAAGGACUGCUUUGAGCGUUACCGAAGAAAAAGAGCAAUGCGAAGGGUACCGAAGGACGGACACCACGAGGCGGACUGGGAGAACACCACCGGCAGCGACAACACCGACACCGAAGGCUCCUGAGAGCGGGAGCUGGCCUGCGAGGGAAACGCCAUCCUGGUCUGGGGGCUGCCGUGCCCUCUGUAGUUCUCUCUCAGUGGACUACUUUGGUUUUAAAACCAUCUGAACAACCAUUUAUGGAAAGUUAACAUUUGUAAGGGGACAGCGUCCCCUCAUCCAUCUCUUAGAAAUGCAGUGAUGCAAGAGAUGUGCGGCGCACAAAUAAAAUAAACAGGAUUAAAUGGUUGUGGGCCCAACG
This is a messenger RNA of Haliaeetus leucocephalus (bald eagle), 3038 nucleotides long. RefSeq names its product caspase recruitment domain family, member 9 (gene CARD9). The coding region runs from base 1169 to 2803 and encodes 544 amino acids. The record is from RefSeq and is a predicted model, not a curated record. NCBI's taxonomy places the organism in Eukaryota, Metazoa, Chordata, Aves, Accipitriformes, Accipitridae. Gene Ontology annotation, biological process: regulation of apoptotic process; positive regulation of canonical NF-kappaB signal transduction. The transcript is spliced from 14 exons.